This is a messenger RNA of Acanthaster planci (crown-of-thorns starfish), 1556 nucleotides long. Its product is annotated as trypsin-1-like. NCBI's taxonomy places the organism in Eukaryota, Metazoa, Echinodermata, Asteroidea, Valvatida, Acanthasteridae. The record is from RefSeq and is a predicted model, not a curated record. Gene Ontology annotation, molecular function: serine-type endopeptidase activity. Gene Ontology annotation, biological process: proteolysis.
CUGAGUUUACAGCUGUCUCGUUUCUCAUGGUAAGAAUUGCCCGAAUAAGUAUUUAAACCAAACUUUGAAGUAAGUCUCGGCACAGUAACUGUGGAAUCUGUCCAGCGGUAAUAGAUUUCCUCGAAUCUUCCAUCAUGAUGCUGAAAGUUUGUUUAUUGGUUGUUGCAUUUGCUGUGGCCUGCAAUGCCGAAUGUGGCAGCCCGGCUAUAACUCCCAGCAGCCUUCGAGUGGUCGGGGGAGUGGAAGCCAAGGCCCACUCCUGGCCGUGGCAGGUCAGCCUCCGGCUCAGGGGACUUUUCGGCUUUUACCAUCACUUCUGCGGGGGAUCUCUCAUCACUAAUGAGUGGAUAGUCACUGCGGCGCACUGUGUAUACGGGAGAGAGAGCAUCGGCAAGUGGAAGAUUCGGCUUGGCGCGCAUGAUAUCACCGACAAGUCGGGCACAGUGGAGACGUCUGUGUCCAAGAUCGUGCGGCACGCGGGCUUCACCUACCAGGGCCUCUCCAAUGACAUCGCCUUGAUGAAACUGUCUAGCCCCGUAACUCUCAGCGACACCAUCAACACAGUGUGCCUGCCGUCCCAGGCAUACACCUCAGGCAACGCUUACGUGACAGGCUGGGGAGACACUCAAAAGUGGGGGCAAGGUUCGUAUCCCGACAAGCUCCAGCAGGUCAUGACACCGAUCAUGGACCACAGUGAGUGUAACAAGCGAAUGUCUGACAUAAGUGCUGGGCACGUGGACAACACCAUGAUCUGUGGUGGAUUUGACGCUGAGGAGAACGGCGCGUGCAGUGGAGACAGUGGCGGACCGUUUGUGAUCAAGAAUUCCAGCGGAAAGUGGGAGCUGGUGGGCGUUGUCAGCUGGGGCAUGAAGCCUUGCGCCAUGAUUGGUAUUCCCUCGGUUUACGCUGACGUUAUGUAUUUACGGGACUGGAUCCAGAAUUCUAUGUCCUCAAACUAGGGCAUGAAUACUCUACUUAGCGGAGACCAAGCGCAGAAUAAUACGAACUCGACUUGAAGCGCUCUGUAUCGAGUCAAAGCCUUUUGAUUUCUUCUGUCUACUUUCAAUAUCGGGGACCUUGGGUGUAGCUGAAGACCAGAUGGUAAAGGGGGCCGCAAAACAAAUUUCAGAGGAAAUUCGUGCAAAUUUUCAAGUCUGAGACAAAGUAGGCCUAAUUCCAAGUGGUCAUACUGCAAAAAUUAGAGGAAUGUGAAAAAUGACCAUGGAGGUACACGCCUGUGGAGUGGCCGCAAAACACUGUGACCCUAAAUUGUAACCUCCCAUUGAAGUUAUACACAUUUCAAACGGCAAUAAAAAAGAUUUGUAAGCAAAUACAUCUUUCCUAGUAUAAAAUCACGUCACAUAAAUGCUGUGAUUGAUAAGACACCAACUAUUUGCUGGAGGAGCCAUUAGCAUUAAGCAAAAGUACUGAUAGAUCCAUAAAUUAGGACAAAAGAGAAAAAUGUUCUUUUUGUAAAAUGACCAAGAGCUUUUAAAUUGCAGUGGGACAUCAGAUGACGUGAUUCAUGAUUUAUAGAUAAAGUUCCUGUCUUGGGA